CAGCGCAACUGCGGUUAUAAGCGAGUACGGGUGCGUGUUUAGAGGACGGCGAAGUAUAACGUGUUUUAUUUUUUACUCAAGAGCGUAUUUUAGUUGUCUGUGUGUGUAUAUCGACAAGAGGAGUGCAUUCUGAUAGAGGUGUCCAGGCCCCGGGUUGAAGUCAUCAUGGAAAGAACAGGAAUUUAUUGUGUUCUUCUGUCGCUACUCGUCAUAGUCACAAUUCACACGUGUAUAGCACAGAAACCAGACCUUAUAAUACGUUAUGGCAAAUCCUUCCCCUCGCGGCCAAGGCAAAUGCCGCGAUCUCCCUUCUAUGCCAAACGGAAUGAGGUGUUUCUCCAAUCAGGCAACAAUGACUUCCCAUCGGACUUUGCUAGAGAUGAGCAAAUGGACACAGACAAGGCAGCAAUUGAUGAUGCAGCGUUUAUCGAGAGACCGCUUGACUUCGAUCCUUUCUCAAGGUGGCGAUCACAAAGACAGCGAAUAAUGAGGGCGAAAUUCCUUCAGGAUUGAUGAUGACUCCAGACCACGUAUUUCAUAUCCUCCUCCCCCAUCAACUAAAAUGGACAACCAACUUCAGGACUUUUAAGAAUGUAGAUUUUAAUUCUACCAUGAGAACCAGACUCUGUGUAUAAACUUCUAUAUGAACAACAAUAGAAAGUUACUCGAAGAUUUCGAGACAAUCAUUUACGAGGGACUUUAAAGACAAACUUACUUUGUUAUUAAUCAAAUUUCAGAUUUUACCACGAAAAAAAAAAUGACUACGACUGAGUAUCUACAAAUAAACUGUUUACUAAAGACCUAAACAUAAUUUUAAAAAGCUAUUAAGUAAACAAUCUUUGCUCAGCAAAGUUCUUGAGUAAGCCACAACUAGUAGCGGGGGCUCCAGUCGCAAUGCUGUCAACUUAAUGUCAACUCAGCUGGUUAACAUUUUCUGCUGAUAAGUUUUUAUUUGUUUGUUUGCUUAGCAAUUUUGUGUGCUUAAAAUCUUUUUAAAAUGAACUCUAGGCCGAAUGUCAUUGAGCUAUUGGUUGGACAGGGAGAAAGAAAAAACUGAAAGUCAAUAAGCAUAACCUUAUUUGUUGUGGCAGGUACUUUUACUAAAAUGUAGAGCUUUUAAAGAUUACGGUUUUCCAAUGUAGGUAAACGGACCCAGUUAAAGAGAAGGGUGUUCGCCCGGUGUUACAGCUGCUGACAGCACUGCAGCACCCUUAAAACUCUUUAUUAUACAGUGCGACACCAAAAAUCGGUCCCACAUUUCAAAAGUUUCGAACCUUUCUUUAUCAAAUGUGUCCUUUUGUCAAGCGCUUAUUUGUAGAUACGUGCAUUAUAUAACAACAGAGAAGGUACGCAGGUAUUGUAUUUACAAAUGCCUUACACAGUUGUCUAUCGAGUGGUUUUAAAAUCCACUUCAAGCUACUAUGGUAAAUAUUGUCUGAGGAAAGCUCAGCUGUCAGUUUUCAAACAUGAUUGAGCUUGGUACACCGUUGUACUUAAGAGUUUAAUUAUAUGCCUAAAUCCUUCUUAAUCACCACAUCUACAAUUUCUAUUAACAACCCUUUGGAAAUGCUAUGUUUAAUUUAUUGAGGGGAGAAGGGGGUGUAAGCGUUUUCAAACUGCUUGCCAAACUCAAUUACCUGUGGUUAUUGCCGACAUGGUCAAUGGCCCCACGUUUUGACCGUAAGCAGAGUUUUUCUCAAAGGCGAUUUAAAAGCUAAAAAAUAAUGGUAAAGUAUUUCAUUAGAAAGCAGUAACGAGGACCGCAGGGUCAUCGUUUUGGGGCUAUUAGAAUAAAAGUAGUUGUAAAAUCAUAAUUAGUAGCAGACUAAAGUUGUGGACUGACCUUAGAUGUCAUUUCCCCUUAACAUGUCAUAUUUUUGAAAGAAAAAAAGAACGUAUUGAGUCUAUAGUCUUGCAAUGAGCAAUCGCAUAUCAUGCUUCGUAAAGCAAUGCUUAGCAAACUAUAACCCGCGUACCAAUGGAAAGUAAGAAGACUGCAAUCUACAACUAAUCUGUCUCGGCCAAAAGCCCCAAAUGUUUCCGCUUACCCUAAUUAUUUGGGUGCUAAUUAUUCGCCUCUAGCAACAACUAUGGCAUUCCCCCCAUGAAAGCGUAAUGGGUCUAUUUCAUACUUUGGACAAAGCGUUUAACAUAAAUUGCUCGCUGUUUCUUCUGGCACCUUUCCAGAUAAAUUUCCCCUUCGUGGUUAAACUGCCUACAGGGGUGACAAGUAUAUACACUGAAUGGUUUUUAAAUGAUGAAUGAGUUUUAUACUAAACUGUAAUCGAAUAGAAAUGUGGUUAAUUCAUACGACACGGCACCUAUAUACAGUUAUGCGCCAUUAAUGGCAGAGUUGUGGCGCCAUUUUGUUUUGGGCUGUUCUUGCUGGAUAAGCUUGUCACGAAUCUCUUGGUUUUCAAUCAAUUGUCCGUCGAAAGUAAACUACUGCAAUGUAUGUAAUGUCCCCUUCAAAAUGGACUGCUUUUAUCCUAUAAAAGUAGAUUGAAAUUAUUAUAAAUUAAGUAUCCCUUUAUUGAAAACGACGUAUAUUUAUGAAUUUAUUAAUUUGCUUAAAAUAUGUUGUGUAAAAAAUACAGUAAUGGUAUACAUCAUGUGGUCCAUGUGAAAGACUGCAGUGUUUCCGACAAAGUAUUACGUUUCGCCUAAUGCGUCUGGCAUUGUGCCCGACAAAGCAAGAAGUUCGACAAAUAUUGUCGACAAACCACUAUGCUUGUCCUGGUGUGUCUGGAAUACCUUUUCUGGACGCAGUGGCGUAUGCUGGAUUCAUUGGCCUCAACUAACAUCGAUCCCCUUGACAACGUUAGGAUCUUCAGAAUCCAAAGCACGUUGCCCGAAAGGUAUACAGGUAUUCCUCUUGCAACAAAUCGUAUUUCAAAAAAGAAAAACAAAGAUCAACCUUAUCCAAAAUACAUUGGGGAAACAAAUGGUAUCCAAGCAUUGGGAAGGUACAAACUAAA
Messenger RNA from Asterias rubens (European starfish), 2978 nucleotides. RefSeq lists its product as uncharacterized. The record is from RefSeq and is a predicted model, not a curated record. The coding region runs from base 166 to 513 and encodes 115 amino acids. The transcript has 3 exons. NCBI's taxonomy places the organism in Eukaryota, Metazoa, Echinodermata, Asteroidea, Forcipulatida, Asteriidae.